Angiostrongylus costaricensis is the source of this 771-nucleotide messenger RNA. Lineage: Eukaryota; Metazoa; Nematoda; Chromadorea; Rhabditida; Metastrongylidae. The record is from the annotation of a GenBank genome assembly.
AUGAAUAAUAUGACACAAACUGUUUCUUCUGUUCCUUUACUCGUCUUCAUUUCUGAGAGUUGCAGGAUUUCACAACGCUUAUCUGGCGAGCGUUCGUGGUUGUGGACAAAUUUGUCCCAGAUGGCGCCGUCCGACCAGGCGAUCAUGAUGGCAAAUAUUGCAUCGAUGUGGCCGUACAGCAGUGAACGAAGGGCUUUGAACUGGCCAAUGCACAUUGGUCUCAUCACCAAUUGCUUUACGUCCACAAUCAUCGCUACAAAGAUCAACUCUGAUAUGGUGGCUUUCAAUCCUAAGAUGGCAUUUCUUGAGUCAAUUAGAACGUGUCCCAAAUCUCCGUUCGUAUUCGGAGUUUAUUCAUCUGGAGUAGUUUUCUACGCCUUACGACAGAUAUUGGUCACUCCACAUGUCUUUAAUGAGAACAGGCCAUGCAGUUCAUGCAUGCUCAGUGGGAGUGUGUUGAUCUCACUGGCAAGUGGUAUCGCCCUGCCCUUUUUCACAACUCCUUAUCUUUGCUACUACAUCUUACUUCAAAGGGAUUCCAAUAGGUAUCCUGUUGUUAAAAACUACAUCGACUUCCUCACGCUUAGCUGGACAGGCAUGAUAUUCAAUACGUUGGACAGCGAUCCAGAUUUUGCUCGAGAGCUGCUUAUUUCUAUACAACUUAAGCCCACUUUUAAACAACGAAUCAUGGACUUUCUGCGCACUGUUCCGUACUUUAGUGACGUUAUUGGGAAACCAGGACCAGAAACUGAGCGAUUACGGGUCACGUAA